Molecule: messenger RNA, 913 nt
Organism: Aplosporella prunicola CBS 121167
Lineage: Eukaryota; Fungi; Ascomycota; Dothideomycetes; Botryosphaeriales; Aplosporellaceae
Exons: 1
Coding region: 287-805 (172 amino acids)
Source: RefSeq, a predicted model, not a curated record
UUGGAGCACCCGCGCGGGUAAUAGGCUUGGUGUAGAUUGUCCGGAUUUGGGAGGAGAGAACGGCUUGACUCGCGAGUUGAUUUGGUGCAUAUUGUCCAGACCUGGAGGGCAACGAGGGCGAUCAAUCGCGCGGAUGAUAGGUUCGGGGUGCAUUCUCAUCAAGAGAAGUCUUGAAGGUGAAGAGGAGAUGAAGGAUGGAGAGGGGGGAGCUUUAAAUAUUGGAUUCUGGACAAACCUAAUGCCGAGGAAAAAGCGACGUCCAUGAGAAGGGCGGAGGUAAGGAUCGAUGGGGUGUUCCGUGCCUGCUAAAUUUAAAAUGUCAGAUUCUUUGAAAAGUGAAAGGAAAGAUGGGCAAACGAAGGAGGGGAAAACGCACAUGUCCAGAUACUACAUUACAGCCAUCGUGUUCUGGACAAAUUCAUUAAGGCCGCUGCGGUUGGUCAAGGAGAAUUCGAGAAGAAAGGAGGGAGCGUGUGUUAAAAUAUUGCUCCACGGCGCCGUUGCCAGGUUGGGAAGCGGGCUCCUCGGUUUUGCAAUUCUCGCGUGGGACGUAGUUCAUGUUUGCGGUAAGGCAGCGACUCGUCAAAUCAUGCCUAGGAAUAAAUCCUCCUGCUUCGCGUCAGCUGAAUCUUUCAAUGACGGACACAUGUCUUCGUUUCCGUUCCAACCGAAACUUCUGCAGCCAGGCGUAUCGCCGAGCCCGACGUUCGGACUCCUGCCGUGGAUGGCCAUGCCCGGUGCGUCGCGGCCGUCCAUGCGCAGCCAGGCGUUGGUGAAGCGGCCGACAUGGCCCGGCGUGUCGUAGGCGUCUCGGUGGGCGGAGAGGACCCAGUGAUGCACAGUCAUGUCGACAUUGCGGUGGGCGGGCAGGUGGUGGGAGCGGGUGCGCCACCAGGCAUUGGUGAAGCGGCCG